Zophobas morio is the source of this 2090-nucleotide messenger RNA. RefSeq names its product nose resistant to fluoxetine protein 6-like. NCBI's taxonomy places the organism in Eukaryota, Metazoa, Arthropoda, Insecta, Coleoptera, Tenebrionidae. Gene Ontology annotation, molecular function: acyltransferase activity, transferring groups other than amino-acyl groups. The transcript has 10 exons. The record is from RefSeq and is a predicted model, not a curated record. The coding region runs from base 14 to 2032 and encodes 672 amino acids.
AAUCGCAACGAAGAUGAUUCGCUUGUUUAGUGCCUUUUUAUUAUUUUUCUGUUUCAUACAAAGUAACAAUGGUGAAACUCUUUGUGAAAUGUUUGAACAUUCAGCUGCUAAAUCCAACAUUAGCAAAGCUUGCUUGAAGCAAAUGCACACGGUCUGCAAUACUCCGGAACUGGGAUGGAAGUUAUAUGACGCUACAUCCAAAUUCCUCACCCCGGGAAUGUCAUACAGCAACGUCAUCGACUAUGGCAACUUCCCGGAAUGUCUGUCCAUUGUCCACGAAGAUCGGAAUGGUCAAAUCCGUGGGAAAUUUUGUGGAAUAUCCACAAUCAUAGUAAACAUAUUACUAACACCAGGAACUCACCAAAUUUUGACCAGUCUGGGUAUUGAUCCUAAUGCUACAACGCUACAAAUAGUUUCGAUGGAGACAUUUUCGCAAGUAUCAAAACAAGUAAGGGACAUUUUAAUCCCCGACAUACCCUACGUGAUUUCAAAGUACUCAUCGUGCGUACCAGACGCUUGUACCCCUCGAGAAGUCGCCCACUUUUACUGGUACGGUUAUUUGUUAUCCGAUCUUGUACCUUUGAUAACAUACACGGAUUUACCGUGCGAAACUGUUGAUUCAAACACGGAGUACGAGGCAGGCGAUAUAGCUGUAAUAUGUUUCUUCGCAGUGAUAGCCGCGUUAAUGAUUGCAAGUACCAUUUACGACGCACUUUGCCAAAACUUCAAAAAAAAACCGCACCACCCUCUCCUUCUGGCGUUUUCUGUCCUCUUCAAUGGAAAGAAACUUCUCGCUAUAAGCAACAACACCACCGAACAAAUCCAAGUUUUCAACGGAAUGCGUUUCAUUAGCAUGAUGUGGGUACUAUCCUUUCACGCGGUCUCAGUUUUCCAAGCUGGUAUCAUCAGUCUAGAAAACUUCCCGGAAGCGAAAGAUUGGGACCAAAGCAUCUCGAAUCGUUACAUAGAAAGCGGUCUUCUUGCAGUCGAUACCUUUUUCUUCAUGGCGGGUUUUCUUCUAGCUUUUACUUACUUAAAAACCUCGGAAGAGUCAAUUGGAGCGCAAUUAAAGAAAGUACCGAAGAUGUACCUCCACAGGUACUUGCGAGUAACACCCUCUGUUGGUGCCAUGUACUUGGUUACGAUUACCAUUUUCAAAUUCAUGGGUACAGGGCCCACUUGGACUCUUGUUACGAAGAUGUUGAGAGACACCUGUUUAAAUAGGUGGUGGAAAUUUUUCCUCUACGUUCAGAAUUACACCGAUCCGGACGACAUGUGUGUGAAUCCGACAUGGUACCUCUCAGCUGACAUGCAGAUGUUCAUUUUGGCACCUCUAGUACUAAUUCCGAUGGCCGCCUUUAUAAAAAAGAGCUUCAAAGGGGUAUUUUACGGCCUGGUAGGUGUGACCCUGCUCGCUGUUAUAAUACCAAUUUUCACAAGAUAUUUUGGUGAUCAAGCGGCCGGAAAUAUUUACACCGCUCAUGAAAGGUUCAGUGAUUUUCUUAUCGGACUUACCUUUGGGGCUACCAUGAGGAUGUACAAACACAAACCUUACAUUUUCUCGCCUCUGUGGAAUGUUUGUCUUUGGGUUAUAGUACUACUGGUGUCACUUGCUUUCAAUCUUUUCUGGUUCGACGUCUUGUACCGCUACUAUCUUCUAAAAUACACACUCUUCAUGGCUUUCUACAGACCAGUUUGGUGCUUGUGCCUAGUUUUUAUGGUUUAUUCUUGCUACCACAACCAAGGGGGAAUCAUACAGUGGUUCUUGUCAAGGCCAUCGUUCCAAAUUUUGGGAAGAUUAUCGUACUCCAUGUACGUACUUCACGUUCUUGUGGAGGUUUAUGCUGGAGCUACAUUAAAAACUAGUAGUUACUUCAGUAACUAUUUCUUGUUCUAUAACUGGUGCGGACAUUUUAUCGUAACGCUGAUAGUAUCGGUGAUUUGGGUUCUGGCCUUCGAAUUUCCCAUGCUCACUAUUGACAAAUAUAUUCUAGGAGAUGACCGAAAAUCAUCAGCCAAGCGAGAAAAUUAAAUGAAACAACACAAUGUAUUUUCUUAUUUAUUGCACUCAAUAAAGUUUUUUACAAAAA